Molecule: messenger RNA, 6780 nt
Organism: Plasmodium cynomolgi strain B
Lineage: Eukaryota; Apicomplexa; Aconoidasida; Haemosporida; Plasmodiidae
Exons: 2
Coding region: 1-6780 (2259 amino acids)
Molecular function (GO): RNA binding
Source: RefSeq, a predicted model, not a curated record
AUGAAUAAAAUUACGCUGGCUAAUCGAUAUCACGACCACAUGUACCAUUACAUGAACAACCAGUCAGUGAGGAAGGAAGAAUUCACCUACUUUGAUGGCAAGCAGGUGGAUGUCAACUCUGUAGGUGCAGAAGCAUCUAUCCCCAGCGGGACUAGUCUGGAUAAGGAAAAAAUGAAUAGUACGAACACACAAGAGGGUAAGACCAACAAAAGAAACGCAGACCAGAAGGGAAGUAACGACCAUAUUGCCAACCCCGGUUUGGGCAGCAACAGAAGAAGUCGUAGUAAGAAUAAUGGCAUGAAGAAAUGCAACCAUAACAAUAACGGUAAUGUCGAGUACAACAAUGGCACUUGUACUAGCUACACCAAGAGCAGUUUUGAGGAACAGAAAAAAGGAAGCGCAUUGUCUGGGAAGAGGAAGAAGAAUGGUCAGGUUAGCAGUUCCAAUUGUGGUGGCUUGGGAAGUAAAGUGUCGAACGAGACGGGAGCAGAAAUCCUCAGCAAAGGAAACGAUAACAAUAACACCGUUGUGAGGGGUGUAAGCAGCGGGAAUGCUGACACCGGUGCUGUGGCCGAUGCGACAACAGCGCCAUCGGAUGUGCGAAGCGGUAAAGUAGUCCCUAACUUUAGAAGUACCAUAUAUGGCGAAGUGAACCUGGCCGAGAGUGUCAACUACCACCCAAUGCGCUACGACAGCAAGGAUAGACUCAUGGACAAAGGAGAGAAUAAAAACGCACAGGUGUUGAAUGAACGAGCCUUUGAAAAAAUGGGGACCAACUUACUACGAAAGGAUAAUGCCUGUUUUGAAGAUCCUUUUACCAAUAAUUUUAGCGGAGUUCAGCGUGGCUUUAGUGACAAAAUGGACCUAAGCAACAUAAGCCGAUUUGUGAACCACACGAACAGCAGAGUAGAAAAGUCGGAGAAAGCUCUCAUACCGUUUGAUAAGUGUGCCAAUCGGGACACGCAUAGAAAUGGCGAAGAGGAGGAGGAAGAAGAAGAGGAGGAAGAGGAGGACGAAGAGGAUGAAGAGGAGGACGUAGAAGACGAAGAGGACGUAGAAGACGUAGAAGACGAAGAAGACGUGGAAGACGAAGAAGAUGUAAAAAAGGGAGAACUUCAUAACACGCCAAGUAGCAGUUUUUCCACAUAUUACAGAAGUGACACUGUCGAGGGGGCGACCACGUCCAGCGAUGUGAAGGAAGUGUCUCCUGUCGUCAGCGCAGUGUAUGACUGUGGAAAUCCCUGUGGAGGAGAAAAGCGCAGCAAGAAGCAAUGGAAGAGGGGAAAUGGGAAGAGGGACCCUCCAUCUAGCGAUAAUAAGGGGAAAACCUCAAUCGAUUGCGGGGAUAGGAGCGGUGAAGAGCAUGCGGGGAGUAACAACGGGGAGAUGGCGAGGUGCAACAUAAGCGGCAACGUGAACCAAAACAACAACAUAGGCAUCGGCAUCGGCAAGCAAGGCAAGGAGAGCAGUAUUAACGUCCACCGAAAUGGCAGUGUCGGAAGCAAAAACAACAAAGGCAACGGGGGCAACAGGAACAAGCACCAGAACAGGAAAAAUAGCAAAAGAAAGAACAGCGCCGGGAAGGAAGAGGCGAGAGCCAAAGGUAUGCACGCUGAGGUUGGAGGGGAUGGGAAUGCCGCUAACGAGGCAAAUGACGCUAAUGACGCGAACGAGGCAAACGACGCUAACGAGGCAAACGAGGCAAACAACGUUAACGGCGCAUGCACCCCAAAAAACUCCCAAACCACCAACGGUGCAAACAAAAAGGCUCAGAAAAACGGAGUGAAGGUAAUCCAAAACAGCUGCCCUGCGCAGAGCGACACGAACAACGCUGCGCAAGCCCCCAACGGGGCAGAUGACCUAGUAAACUUGUCCACGCUGCAAGAUAGCGCCAACGCCAGCACGAUGAAGAGCGCAGGAGCAGAUGUAGACUUGCUUUUUUUUCGCGAAAAUGAUGAUCCCUUAGAGGAACAUUAUAUGCUGUUGGAGGAAGAUGAUUAUGGAGUUCACAAGGUGAAGGAAAAGGCUGCAAAAAAGGACACCGCCGGAGAGAAGGACACCUCCCUGGAAAGGGACACCUUCCUGGAAAAGGACAUCUCUCUGCAAAAGGACAUCUCCCUUCAAAAGGACAUCGCUAGGGAAAAGGACAUCGCCGGGUUGAAUAACACUUUGAACAUAUUAAGGAAUAAUCUGUAUCAUAUCUUUAGCGAUUCGUGCGAUGAGCAGUGCAGUGACGAGUGCCUCGUGGGGAGUUUGGACGGCGCCGCGGAUAGAAGUAGGGACAGGGGUAGCGAAAGCGUUAGUUUCGUGGACAAGCCUAGAGGUGACACGCAUAGGAGCGACACGCAUAGGAGUGACACGCAUGGGAGCGACAUGCAUAGGAGUGACAUGCAUAGGAGUGACAUGCAUAGGAGUGACAUGCAUAGGAGUGACAUGCAUAGGAGCGACAUGCAUAGGAGUGACAUGCAUAGGAUCGAUAUGCAGAGGGGUCCUAUGCAGAGCGCAGUGGGGCAGAAGGGACUGGCGCAAAGCGGUCUUAUGGAACGCAGCUUUAUGGAACGCGGCUUGAUGGAACGCGGCUUGAUGGAACGCGGCUUGAUGGAACGUGGCUUGAUGGAACGUGGCUUGAUGGAACGUGGCAUGAUGGAACGCGGCUUUAUAGAACGCGGCUUUAUAGAACGCGGCUUUAUAGAACGCGGCUUUAUAGAACGCGGCUUGAUGGAACGAGGCUUGAUGCAACACGAGUUGACGCAGCACGGGUUGACGCAGCACGGGUUGAUUCAACGCGGCUUGAUUAACCAGUGGGGCGCCGCACAGACCCCUUCGUACGAAGAGGAUGCGGAGGCGGAGAAGGAGGACAAGUUGGGAAUUAAUGACCUUCGCGGUGACAGAAGCGCAUUCAGGGGUCAGCACUCUUUAAGCGACGCGCCGUAUAGCGGUUUACUACAGGCUCCAUGCAUGAGCGGCCUGAUGGGCAGUGUGCCCUACGUGCCCAGCGUGCCCAGCGUGCCUAGCGUGAGGGGAAUCGUACCCCACAACAGAUACGGCCCGAGCGGCGUUGCCGGUGUCAGCAGUAUUGGCAGUAUUGGCGGCGUUGCCGGUGUCAGCAGUAUUGGUAGUAUUGGCAGCAUUGGCAGCGUUGGCGGCGUUGGCGGCAGUGUGGUGAAUAAGCCAAGUGGGCACGGCGCGAGUGGAGCGCACCAAUCCCCCUUCGUGCCCAACAACCAGAAGAAAACGAACUUGAGCGGAGCAGUCGGGAAGAAAUGUGGAAUGGAAACUCACCUGAACAGUCGCAGUGGAAAUAUGGUUAACACAAAAGAAAGUGCAAAUUGCCAUAAGGCUAAAAAAAGAGUAAAUGAAAAUAUGAGUGUUGAAAGACCGGUAACAUUAAAUAACUCCCAAAUGCUAGAGGCAUUCAUGCAAGGAAGACUUUGCUUAAGUUGCGACUCGCUUGAUCAUCCUAUGCCUUUGUGUCCGAACAACUCCUUUGUGUGUCCUAACUGUCAUAAUAUCUCCCAUAGAGGAAAUGAUUGCCCAAUGAAGUGCCGUUUUUGCUUGAAAUACCACGUGGGUGUAUCCAUCAUGGACUGUUUAAAGAAGGCAAGAAUACAGAGUGAAAAGAAUUUUACAAAUGAAGAAAAGAACGAAACAAAUAAAGUAGGAAAAAAUGUGAAGAGUAACGACGAUAAUAGGGUUAGUGUAGGACCAAGAUUUGAUAUAACUACAAGACCUGAUAAUUCCUAUGGAAGGAGUGUAUAUGUAUCCAAUUUGAGCGAAGAUAUAACGAAUGUACAACUAAGAGACGCCAUUAACAACCAUUUGGAGAAUGGCUACGUAGUAAAUAUCGAUAGACAGGAUGGAUACGCAUUUGUGGAGCUGUCUAAUUUGAACUCUACUUUCCAACUGGUGCAGAAAUCCAUAAACAUAAAUUUUAGGAAGUUAAAAAUUCAGUUUAAAAAAACAGGGCAAUUUUUGAUACCUGACAAUUUGUCCUUAAGCGUUAAUAAUGUGGUUAGCUUUGGUUUGCACCGAAGUGGUGGAGUAGGGGGGGGAGCUACUACCCUUGUGCACGACAAGCUGGGGAAAAACGGGACGACUGCUGUCUGUAGGAAGAACCCAUCGAAUGGUGCGAAUAGCAAUGCGUUAAGCAGCGGAAGCGGCGCCACCAGUGGGAACGCUGUCGAAGUUUGUAGCAAGUUGAGGCUGGGCGGAAGUAAGGGAGGAGGCAAUAACAGCGCAAACGGAGUUACCUUACCGGGCGUGGCAGACGGCAAGGGCAAAUACGCGUGCAAGUCGUCCAGCGCGAAGCACCCCAAAGCUCAGCAGCAGAAGAAGCAACAUGGGCAGCAUGGGCAGCAGACGCAGCAGGGGCAACUGCAACCGGUGGAGCUGAUGCAACCUGUGCAACAAGUGCAACAAACGCAGCAAACGCAGCAAACGCAACAAACGCAACAAACGCAACAAACGCAACAAACGCAACUAGCACAGCCCACGCAAUCGGCCCAACCCGCACAAUCGGCCCAACCCGCACAAUCGACCCAACCCGCACAAUCGACCCAACCCGCACAAUCGACCCAACCCGCACAAUCGACCCAAUCCGCGCAGCAAAGGAAAAACAGGCAGAAGGAUAACCUCAAGCAGGGAAGAGCCGGGCACAGUAACGGCACCUCCACCGUUGACAAGAACCAGAACGCAAAAGCCGCCAACCUCAGCCAAAAGAAAAACAAACUGGUGGGUGAGAGGAACCAGGAGAAGGGAAGAAGGGGCAGGCCAUCCGAUGGAACUGUUCCCACAAUGGGAAACGGAGAUGGAAAUUACGGUGCAGUCACCGGGGGGGCCUUGUUUCAUGGGUGCAAAAAUCCUCACAGUGUGCAGAUUCCGAGCUUACAAAUUUUGAAUAUGCCCAACGACUACCUCUUAGCACAGCACCUCGAUGGUGCCAAGACCGGAGCAGUAGCAGAAGGAUUGACUCGAAACUACUACGAUUUUAUGUGCACCAAUGGUCUUGCGUUGAAGAGUGGCCACGUGAAGAAGACCAUGGAUGUAAAUAAUGUGCCGCAUAUUCCUGCCCUGUGUAGCAGUGGUUCUGGUAACGGUGGAAAUGACCAUUUCACUAGUGAGGCGGCUAAAGUUGGAUUGCUUUACGAAGGAAAUAAAAUAACCCUGAAGAUGGUAAACGACAUGAAUGAGAAGAACGAGCUACAUAAAAGCAUGACGACAGAGACGAGCAAAACGACAGCUACCACCACAACCGCGUCGGACAAUAUAUUGAGCACGCAACUCUUCAAUAGAGUCCCCCCCAUGAGGAGAAGUUUGCACAAAUUUGAUGAUAUCAUGAAGGAGACCCAUCUGUCUACGGUUAUGGAAGUCAGCGGGGCUGUCAGCAUGAACGGAAAAUUGACAAGAAGUAUGAAUGCUUCCCUGGGAGAUGGGAUGUUCGCGGGUGGAAGCAUGUCCCUCGGCCGCGUGGGCGACAGGGAUAGGGGCAACGCCGAGUAUAGCGGCGAGUUUAGCGGAGAGUGCAGCGGAGAGUGCAGCGGAGAGUAUAGCGGCGAGUUUGGGGGCGAGUUUGGCGGCGAGUUUGGGGGAGACUUUAACGGCGAGUUUAGCGGUGCCUACCUGGGCCCUUACAACGACCGCUUCACCGCUGAUGGAAAUAAUGACCGCCGUUACCGCACCAGCAGUGGCAACAAGAAUAAUAACUACCACAGCAACCAUAACAACAGCAGCGUGUCGGAGGGACGACCCAACAUAGACCUAAAAUCAAUCGUGGAUAACGCCAUCGAAGUGAACCACGACACGUUGAAUUAUGACCAAAUCAGUUUUGCCAACGCGGCGGGGGAAGGUCUUCUGCACGAUGAUGUUCCUGCCUCGUCUGCUAAUGCUCCUGGUGCCUACACGUUUGGCGAGUGCGACGUUGCGGGCCCGUACCACUCUAACGAAAAUUACACGAGGCAAAAUAAAAUGUACAGUAAUAAACAAGGCAUAGUUGGGCCCUACAUAAAUUUUGAGGCAAGCGUCAACGGAAACAACAUAUGGAAGGACAGAAACGGUGGCCACAUGGGUAGCAGUGGCAAUAGUGGCAGUAGUGGCAGUAGUGGCAACAAUGGCAGUAGUGGCCAUAGUGGCAGUAGUGGCCAUAGUGGCAGUCGGCAUCCCCCUGAUUUGAAACAUUCGUGCAAUAACAUUUGCGACGAUAUGUUUUUUGGGAACCACGACAUCUAUGAUGUAUUUUCUCGGUUCAAUGCGAUAAAGUUGGAUGACGACAGCGGAGGCAGCGGCAGGGGUGGAGGCGCGAUUAGCGACGGGGUUGGCCACCCCUUUGCCAUCGGAAGUACUCAGCACAACGACAGCUGCAACCGCAACCGCGAUGGCAAUCCCAAUCUCAAUCUCAGUCCCAAUCGCAAUCUCAACCCCAUCUGUGCGCAGAAUGACGUGCACCAGAUGCCACCAUCACCAAAUGAGACAACGGAUGAGGAGAACAGAAUUACGUUCGACGAAGAGAAUAAAAUAAAGUUCGAAGCGGACAGCAAAAUAAAGUUUGCAAACCUCAGCUCUGACAUGUUUCAACAACUGAGCGACCGUUCCGUCAAGGAAGACGUAGACCUUAUGGACGACUCCUACGUGAGCAGCAUGAAGUACAAAGAGCUGGAUGCCAUUGAGAAAGAUUUGGAGAAGCACAUCAAGGCUUUGUGGAACCUCCGCAAGAUAAAGUUGGUGAAGUCGCACGACAUUCCGCACGGCAUUCUGCAUAACAUUCCGCACAACGAAUUUGUGUAG